CAAUGUAGCCCAAGCCCAAGCCCAAGCCCAAGCAACCCAACACAUGCCUGCCUACCUGAGUACUAAUUCGCUCUGCUGCCUUUUAGCCGCGAGAAAGAGGUAAUCAGAAAUAUUUAAAAUUAUUUUCGAAUUUCUUUAAGAAUGGUUUGCUUUCUGGAUUUGCCUAAUGAGGUUCUCAUCGCCAUCCUUGAGCCCCUCGCAACCGCCGACCUCCAAUCGCUCAUUCUCUUACAGCUCACAAAUCGACGACUCCAUGCACUGGUUCGAGAUGUCAUAUAUAAUAUUCAAAAUGUCUCAGCUGCCAGUCAUAGUACUCACUUCGAAGAAACGCAGAUACACCCCUUCCUAAAAGCCAAGUUCAAGGGAUUGUUUAAUACAGCAGAUUGUUUCACAGCGGCGGAAAAGGGCAGGCUAGCAUAUCUUAGUCUCAAUGGCGAUUAUAUUCUUCCGUUUCGCAGGCUCCCGUGGGCACAACGCCAGGACAAGCGCCAGGUGUAUUUCCGUCCCGAGGCGAGCUGGCGCGAUCUCAAUCUCACUUUUGGACAAGCCCCCAUCACACACCUUGACAUAGUCAAGAGCUAUUCAGCUCCGGAAGGUGAUUCUGUCGAUUACUAUCAGCUGGAAAUGCCGCCGUCCGGUAUGACAAUGGGUCUUUUCUACGACGUUCUUCUGUGCGACACUGGCACGUACCGCCGUGAGACAGGAAGUUGGGAAUUGAUCGUCGGAAAGCGAUUGCGCAGCUACGAUGUCCUAUCUGAAUAUGAAUGUUUUAUCCCCGAUGAUCGCGAAUUAGUGGAUUAUGGCAAGGAGGCACGACAGGCAGCCGUGUUGUAUGUGCGAGGUGGUCCUGUCAGCCGCAAUAUCACUAGCGAGGCCGAGGAGAAUGAAUGGAUCUCCAGCAGUCAGAAUAAGCAACGGCUGCUUCCGUGGCAGGGGCCGAUCCAGAACUUUAUAUUUACGGGGUAUUACGAUUAGAUCCGUACAAUUAGGAAUACGCAUGGUCUCCAGCUCGACUCGAUAGCAUAUCAGUUACAACACACUUGCAACCUACGGUCUACCCAAAGAACCAAUAAAUGGAGUUCAAAUUGAAAGCCACUCGGGCCACUGUCCACCUGCCUACCUAGGAUAGGGGAGAGAAUAAUUGCCCUGGUUUUCUACUAGAACGGCGCUAUUUGAAGAUCCCGCAUCUUAGCGCCAUCUCGAGUCAUACCAUAAAUAUUGUAGAUUUGUAUUACAUACCUACCGGGUAUCUCGUUUCGAGACAGCCUUGUAGGCUCGGCGAGGAGUGAAAGCCCGAAUCUGACCGGUUUACUAAUUCACUCAAGGCUACCGACUUGACAUCACCCCGACUGCCGAGAGAUCUUACAUCUAAAACAACUCAAUCUGACAUAUAUCAAUUGUCCGAACCAAUGAAACCUGUGUAUCGUCAAGAAUUGGAUGUUGAUUUCCAACGCAGUAUAGUAAUUGCACAUGAAUAAUCAUGAUUAACAAGCAAACUAUCCGUCACAACGGGAAGAUCAUGGAAACAGCAAUCAGUCAAAAUUGUCGUAGAUCUGUCCGUGGCGGUAAAGAGAGAAGUCCUAGAGCCAUCGCUGCU
Molecule: messenger RNA, 1597 nt
Organism: Annulohypoxylon truncatum
Lineage: Eukaryota; Fungi; Ascomycota; Sordariomycetes; Xylariales; Hypoxylaceae
Exons: 1
Coding region: 142-975 (277 amino acids)
Molecular function (GO): protein binding
Source: RefSeq, a predicted model, not a curated record